Messenger RNA from Thrips palmi, 6561 nucleotides. RefSeq names its product protein phosphatase Slingshot (gene ssh). Gene Ontology annotation, biological process: protein dephosphorylation; actin cytoskeleton organization; negative regulation of actin filament polymerization. The transcript has 11 exons. Gene Ontology annotation, molecular function: actin binding; protein tyrosine/serine/threonine phosphatase activity. The coding region runs from base 204 to 3752 and encodes 1182 amino acids. Gene Ontology annotation, cellular component: cytoplasm. Lineage: Eukaryota; Metazoa; Arthropoda; Insecta; Thysanoptera; Thripidae. The record is from RefSeq and is a predicted model, not a curated record.
AUCCGCCAUACCGAGCGGGACCGAGGCACAAGGCCCCUAGGCAGUGAAAGAUCGCAUCCAACACCAAUCAAUGGCAAUAAUGGUCCAUUUGUUUACGAAAUCGACGGUUUUUGGGUAAAAAUGUGGCUUUGCACGCGACGCGAGUGAUGAUUUCAAGCAAGAAUGUGGUGAAAGUGAACUGAAAGUGUUAUCAAAGACUUGAAAUGGCGUUGGUGACUGUUCAGCGCUCUCCAAGUGUCAGCAACUCUCCCUCAACCUCUGACUGCGCCUUGGUGGGCUGCGGCUCCUGCUCGCCCGAGGACGACGGCGCCGGACGCAACAAUGGCAGAAGCCUGUCGGAGUGCUACUUCGCCGGCAAGGGGGCCGCCCUGGUGCUGCCGCCCCACGAGCGCAUGGCGCGCUCGGACCGGGCGGGCCGGUGCGACAUCCAGCAGCACCUGCAGUCCAUGUUCUACCUGCUGCGGCCCGAGGAGACCCUCAAGAUGGCGGUGAAGCUGGAGAGCGCGCACGCGGGCCGCACCCGGUACCUGGUGGUGGUGUCGCGCGAGGGCCGCACGCACCACGAGGAGUCCUGUCUGCUGGGCAUCGACUGCAGCGGCAACCAGGCCUCCGACAAGGCCUCCACCGUGGGGCUGGUACUGCGAGUGCUGGCCGACACGGCCAUCACCCUGGACGGCGACGGUGGGUUUAGCGUCAGUGUUUGCGGCCGGCAGCACAUCUUCAAGCCUGUGUCCGUGCAGGCCAUGUGGUCUGCGUUACAAACGCUUCAUAAAGUGAGCUCCAAGGCGAGGGAGCACAAUUUCUUCUUAGGUGGCGUUACACAUGAUUGGGUAGAGUAUUAUGAAAACCGCAUUGAGAGUGAUCGCUCCUGUCUCAAUGAAUGGCAUGCUAUGGACAACAUUGAGUCUCGGAGGCCACCAAGUCCUGACUCAGUCCGCAGCAAACCCAGGGAGCGCGAAGAAACAGAAAUGGUGAUUCGUUGCACUCUCAAGGAAAUCAUGAUGUCUGUUGACCUGGAUGAAGUCACAUCCAAGUAUAUACGAGGCCGCCUAGAAGAUCAGCUUGACAUGGAUCUCGCAGAAUACAAGUCCUUCAUUGACCACGAGAUGCUGACAAUUUUGGGCCAAAUGGAUGCAGCCACAGAGAUCUUUGAUCAUGUUUACUUAGGCUCUGAAUGGAAUGCAUCUAACCUAGAGGAACUUCAAAAGAAUGGCGUAAAUCACAUUUUAAAUGUCACUAGGGAAAUUGAUAACUUUUUUCCUGGGAUGUUUAACUAUUUAAAUGUCAGAGUUUUAGAUGAUGAGAAGACUGACUUGUUAAAACAUUGGGAUAAUACGUUCAAGUACAUCACCAGGGCCAGGAAAGAAGGCUCUAAAGUUCUAGUCCACUGCAAGAUGGGUGUAAGCCGGUCGGCAUCUGUUGUUAUCGCUUAUGCUAUGAAAGCGUACAACUGGGAUUUCAAGAAAGCUUUUGAGUUUGUCCGACAAAAACGGACAUGUAUAAAACCGAAUACCAGUUUUAUCUCACAGUUAGAAACCUAUCAGGGAAUAUUAGAUGCAAUGAAAAAUAAGGAGAAGCUACAAAGAUCAAAGUCAGAGACAAACCUUAAGUCUCCAGGCCUUGUCGCAAAGGCAGAGGCUACGUCUUCUGGGCCAACAAAUCAGCUCCGAAGGACUGGUCCUUCUGCUGCAAGCGCUAUGAGCACAAGUGAGCCCACUGCGAACAUUGGUGAUGCAGCCCCUAGACAAUCCGAGCCCAUUGCUGUACCAGGCAUAAUGGCUGCAGAACCGUCAGGAAAGGAAUUGGCCAGCUGUGGGGGUAGGCCGAAGUCUUGGUCCCCUGACAACACACUAGUCUCAACUCUCUUUAGUCCACGGCCUCCUGCAGGCCCUACUUCAGUCUCUCUAGAACACCUCAACUCAGAUGGGAAUACAACUAAUUCACCUGAGCGAGACAGCACUUGUGAUCAAUCCAGUACAACAUCAAGCAUAUCAACCACUCGAGGGCAUCAAAGUUUAGGAGAACAACCAGUUACUCGCAAUUACAACAGAAAUGAGAGAAUGCCUUGUAGCAAUGGACUUAUGUACAGUGUAUCUCAAAACAAAGUGGUACAUCUUCCGGGUUCAAGUCCUGCUUCAGCAACAUCUAGUCCCGCUCUUAUUGUGAAACAAAGAGUGACACAACUGGAGUCAGCUGCAAGAACAGGGCUCGUUCUCAACCUUACUUCUCUGCUUGACUCUGAUGCUGUGGAAGCGACUUCGCAGCCACUUGCAGAGGGGUUGGAACCAAAAUCCGAAGAAUUAGUGAAAACUCAUGAAGUCUCGUCAGAAAAGACAAAUUUGGAGAGUGAGCCAGAGAAAAUCUCCAACCUGAAGAAGCCUGAAGAUCCAUUUUCGAACCAGCUUGAUCUUGUGUUUGAAAAAGAGGAACAGAAACGGAAGGUUUCAGUGACACCCAACUGUGCCGAAGGCAAUGCAGACGUUUUGACACAAAGAGAUUGCCCCUCCAGGCAAAGUUCUUGGAGCUCGUACGACAGUGCGGUAGUGCUUAGGGAGGCUCCAUCGAGGCAGAGCUCAUGGGGCUCUGGUGAUACUCGAUGGGGCACACUCCCUUCCCGAAACAGCUCUUGGGGCUCUUAUGACAUUCGCCCUUCUGCUCCUCAACAAGACAAAGAAGACGGAUGGCAUCCAGGCUCAGUUAGACGGACUCGACACAAAAUUGAGGAAGGGAAGGAAGACAACGAAACUCCCACUUCUACUUCUUUGUCCUCAACAUCUGCCUCUCUUCGACUGCACACACCUCGACCCUACCUUGCACCUUCAGCCACCUCCAAAAGUGCCAGCUCGAAGUCCCCUCCAGAAACGAAAAUAGUUCAUUAUGCUAGUUCUCCUACAUUAUCCUCUCACAGUGCAGGUGAGAAUGAUGUGUUAUUGGGUCUUCUCGGUUCACCACCAACUGACAAGAUAGCAGUGUCACAACCGAACAUGACACUUUAUCAUCCCAGUAGAACUUCGUCCGAUGUGGAAUCUGUCCUGUCUGUUAGUGCUCCUGCCGCAACUUCACUUUCUUUAGUUCCUGGAAUGAGGUUUAAUGCACCAAUGAAUGACUCUGUUUCGGAACUCCCUGGUAAGGUUAAGAAUCUCACAAAAGAAUUUGAAGUCAAGUCAGGUGCAGUAUCUGGUCCAGUGACUAAAGACAGCCAAACUGUUGGAGCAUCCACCGAGAGGGUCCGCAGUUUACCUUCAUCACCUGUUAGUGUACAUCCUGAUCGUGAACCUCAGCCUGCUACAGGCAGCCCUCUCCCCAGUCCUUCUUCAUCAGCAGAGGACCUAUCUGUUAAAGUACUCGUAGGGAAGUACGAAAUCGCAAAAGCGGUAGAACCUGCGCCAUCAAAAAGAACUAGGAUUGUCUCUGAGAAUGAAGUUCCACGGAAAGCAUCACAACCUCCCAUCCCACCUCGAAAGUCCAGUUUCGAUGUGCAAAACAACACUUCGUCAUUACGGCAUAAUUCUGUGUUAGUAAAUCAUCUAAAUUUAAGAAAUGGUGUUAAAGCUGGAGGUGGGCUCCGAGUUGGUUGUCCCCCUCCCAACAAAGCCAUAUCUAGUAUUCCUAGCCCAAGUGUAGUUGUUGCAAGUGUGAUGGCUGUGGCAAACAAUAAAAAGCAACAGCAGGGCAAGACCCAUCCUCUGGCCAGGUUAACGUCAAUGAGCAAGGUUCCUCGACACACGAAUCCUGUGUACAAUACAAUGUGAUUUGAUUUUCUUAUUGUUAUGCUAGCAUAAUACAUACAUGUUUCAGUUUCUGUAGUGUUCUGACUCAUUGAAGAGCAUUGAACCAUAGACCUCUAACUGAAUUUGUGACUUCUUUAAAAUAAUGCACUUUAAAAAGUGCAACUUUACUUUGAGCCAGAUUUUUUUUAUUCUUGUAUUGACUUAUGGCUAAACAGUAAACAUUUUGGCUUCCAUUUGUGCCAAGUGUGCUUCUGGCAAAGUGGAAUAGACAGUGUUUAUUUUGAAGUGUUGUGAUGAUAUGCUUGUGUUAAAGUGCAGUUCCUAUUGUCAAGAACUUGUAUGGAGCAGAGUAGUGCUAUGCAGGAGCAAUGUAGACAGCAUUUCUGUUACUUCAUAUUUAAUGUUUACCAAGAUACUGAUCUCUUUUCUAAAUCGUCUGUGCCAUUUCAAGUUAACUGUCAUUCAGUAGCAUUACUCUGCACCCAACUCUAGUUCCCCUUUGUUUGGAUUUUUUAAAAUCAGGUAAUCAGGCAAUUCUUCUGUAGCACAAGAUGUACCAGUGUGUCACCCCUUUGACUUCACAUUUUGUGCAUAGUAUUUUGAGAGUUGAGCUACUUCUUUUGUGCAUGUUUUGGGUUUUUCUUUUCCUUUAAAUUAUUGCACUGACUAGGAAAAUUUUCUAUGAGGGGAACAGAGUUUUAGAAGGGGAGGGCCCUGCAAACAUUGUGAUAUCUUUUGUUUCUGUGUUAUUGUGUACUCUAGUUAUUUAUAUGCAUUGUGAUUUGAAUAUACUUGGGUUGAGUGACCCAUCGGCAUCACAGUCACCAAAUAAAAUAUUUUUUUAUAACUCAUAUUAAAGGUUGUUACCUAACCGAAAGAAUAUGAUAAUUUUUGUGCUUUUUAGUAAAACUUCAACUUGUUGUUUUGCACAAAAAGGCUUCCCAGCAGAAAUAUGUUUCCAGCUUAAUUUUACUACUGUCUGUUUUGAGUUUUAAAAUUUACAUAAACUGGUGAAGAACCCAGAUUUAUGUUUGUAAAUUAUACCUCUAUCAUCUAGCUUAAAUAUGAGUAGAAUGGUAGAAUGUUGCCUGUAAAUAUAUUUCUGCUGACUCAUUAUGUUGUAAGUAAGGCAUCAUUGUGUUUGUCCAACUUUUGUUUUGGUGCAUUUCUUCUCUUAGUGAUGGAAUAUUUUGCUUUCAAACAUUUUAGCUAAGCAAAGUACAAAGAUUAAUUUCAUUCUUACUACAAAUUGUUUGAUCAGUUUACCCUUUUCAAGGCAAAUUUGGAGGACCACACAAUGGUGCUCUCAGCCAUUUGUAAACUCACAAUAGAUUUUCAAUAACGUAAUGACAAGUGAGAAUUUUGAGUCUGAUUGUAUCUCUCUUUGUCAUUGACCCAGUGUUCAUUUCUGACUAUUGAUUUGUUCGUUCUAAUUGUACCCCAUUCCUCAUAGCUUGAAACUCAGAACAGGGGUGGUGUUUGACUGAAAUUGUAGUUGUUAGAUGCAGGAACCGGAAACUUAAGUUCUGCUUUAUUAUUUGCUCAUCUUAUCCUUUGUCCCAUGACUUUUGACAAUAAUUCUUCAUCCUUUUUACUUUUGUUUUAUUGUUUAAAUAUUUUACUGACUUAAAAUUAUAGACUGAAUCAACCAUGUAGUGUUCUGAUAUCAAUUGAGACAAGAUGUCAUAGACAUGUCUUCUGAGUACUUGCUUUCCUUAUUCUUUUGUGACAAAAUGCAAUCAAUGGUUCUUGCUCUGUUAAAACAAAAGGGACAUUAAAAAUCAAAUGAAGAAAUAUAUCUGUAAACUUUAGUUGUUGUUUACUGAGUUAUCUUCUUUGCACUCAAUUAAAGUAAUGAAUUUUUAUGUUGUUCACCUUCGAUGAUGUCCUGAUCUAUUUACUGCCACAGACCUUAAGUUGCUAUGUGUUUUUAUCAGUAAUAAAAAGUCAUUUUCUUUGGAGGAUCAGAUCUUUGCUAUCUUUUGUAGAAGUUUUAAACGGAUCAAAUUAGAAUACCUUACAAGAAACGUUGAAUUAAAUUACAGCGUAAAGUUAAUGUUGAGUCUUCUCACAGUAGGUUGUUUGGUGACCUGAAUGGUCACCUGAAGGGUUAAUCCUCAACCAACAUCUUUGCUUCUGUGAAUGUUCUCAUAAUUUUGGAUGAUGUGCUACGUGCUUCUCCGAGCUAAAUUUGUUUCUGAAAUUCUAGUCCAGCUGUGCGUUUCUUGUCUAAGGUACCCUUGAUAAUUUACUACUUGCAUAUCGUAAGUUACUGUUCAUUUAGCAUCUCAUCUUAAAACGUAUGAACCAGAGUUGUGUGAGUUUCCAAAUUAUAUUUUUCAAAUUUGUGAGAUCUAUUCUUCAUUUGUAUAAAGACUAAGUUUUUGGCCCUUACUUUAGUCUUGUUACACAAUCUACAACAGAUAUUAUUUUGCCUGAUGUGCAAUUUUAUAGCUGAGUAGCUUCAUUCUGUUUCAGUGGAAAUUAAGUAAUAGUAACAAUUUGUCAUAGGGAACCCUCAAUUUCCCUAUUAAAAAUAAUUUUGCCAAUUUUCUGCAUUGAAACCACUUUCUUCUUCUUCCUUUAUUUUCCUGUCAUAGCCAGCCUUAUUUAGAUUGAAACUCUGUACUGUGUCCAUAGUUUGUAAUUAAUCCUAUGCUGCUUCUGUGUUUCUUGGUGUGCCGAGUAAAUUUGAGAUCUGUUGUUCAUAAAGUAUUUUGUACCAUAUAGAUUGUAUGAAAUAUUGUAACGUACAUUGUUUAUUUGCUUCAUGUGUGUUGUUUUUAUUACUGUUUAGUCUCCGUGAUCAAAUAAAAUUUAAUACAUCCAA